Molecule: messenger RNA, 2411 nt
Organism: Lotus japonicus
Lineage: Eukaryota; Viridiplantae; Streptophyta; Magnoliopsida; Fabales; Fabaceae
Exons: 3
Coding region: 1289-2029 (246 amino acids)
Source: RefSeq, a predicted model, not a curated record
GGGUGAUUGGAAAUCAUUGCUUUAUGAUGGUGGGAUUCACAAGUUUUCUUGCGUUUUCCAUGUUCUGAAAAGCAGAGUUGGAAUGAUGGGUCAAUGAUGGUGGCAGGGUGGCAGGUUGCACGUUGAAGAUUGGUGUCGCAACUUUACCUGCGAAUUCAGGGUUGUCCAUGGCGACCAAGGUGCCAUAUUCGAAGGUCGGAGAAGGUCCAUGCAUCUGAAGCGAAACAUUACCUUUGACCGUUUGAAGAAGAAAAUCCACGAAAGGUUGAAGCUGCAAAGGAACCAGAUGAUUUCUAGAGUCAGCUCUAGAUUUAUGACGACACCGAAUCCCAUUUUUUUACGCAUUUUGAGAUAGUUGAUAAUGUUGAUGUUCAAGUCAUGAUGGAUGCAUUUAGUCAGCAGUCAUAUAUGGUUCAGCUGGAGUUGUAUGUUGAAGUUACUGAAGCUGGAAGUUCAUCAAUGUCAGUGCCGACGUAUCUGUCGUCUACUCAACCGAGACCCACUGAAGACGGUGGUAGACAUGUUGUUGAUGAGGAGCUUCUUGCAGAACCAUAUACUGUGCCUUUUAGCGUUAUGAGUAUUGAAGAGGCCAAUAUCGUCGUUCCUUCGGAUGUCGCAAUUAAUUUGGGCGAUGAUUAUGACUACCGCCUUGACAAUGAUAAUGUGGACGGUGAAGUCAUUCCUUCAGACGAUGACCACAAUGAAGAUGAAAGAAUGCAAGAAGGAGGUGACGAGUCUGACACAGACGAAGAGGGAGACCGACACGCUAAUCCUCAGCCUCAGAUGACACCUCAUCCUGCUGAUCAACCUGCGGCACCAGUGAAUGUCAAUGUUGAAACUCAAGGUAUGUACAAUCAACAUAUCUCAUCAAGCGUUGUUUUUUAUAAAUAUAUGGUACUUGAUAUAUUUCUAUAAUUUUAUAGGCCACCCAAACACGGCCCCAUUCUGGAGUGCUUCUUCGCAUUAUACAUAUAUUAACUGGGAUCACCCAGAUGAAGAAACUGAUUUUUAUUCUGAAACGGAUGUGAAUGGAUCAUGGAAGCUUGGUGAUGACUUAUGUAAAUGGUUGAUUUUUGAAAACAAGCGUGCUGUACAGGAUGCCCUGUUACACUAUUGUCUUAGACUAAAUCAAACUUAUAAGAUGAGUGAAUCCAAGCCAUAGUACUUUACUGCAAAGUGUCAGAAAUCCGUAGAUGGCUGCCCGUGGAGGAUAAGGGCACAUCUAUCCAAGAAAAUUGGUAAAUGGACCAUAUCCAAAUGGGGGGGUUCGCAUACGUGCUUAAAUGCGAUGACUUCUCAAGACCACAAGAAGAUGACGUCCACCUUCAUGUCCAACUACAUUCUUGGCAUGGUAAGUGCCCAACCAACUAUCCCUAUUUCCCUCAUACAAGAGAGGAUAAGUGGUCAGCUCAAUUAUAAGGUGUCAUACUUUAAAGCUUGGAAGGCGAAGCAAAAAGCACUUGCUCGCGUGUUCGGUGAUUGGGAGGAGUCUUACGACCUGCUCCUUAGGUGGUUGGAAUAUAUGCUGAGGUUUUCCCCUGGAUCCCAUUACGAGUUUGUCACAACUGACUAUAAGGACCAGUAUGGCAAUGUUGUUCCUGAUUUCAAGAAAUUUGGUCGAGUGUUUUGGACGUACAAACAAUGUUGUGACGCAUUCAACUAUUGCAAGCCAAUGAUACAAAUUGAUGGCACAUUCCUCUACGGAAAGUAUAGUGGAACUUUGCUUAUUGCCACGACACAGGACGGGAACAGUAAUGUGUUGCCUUUAGCUUUUGCAAUUGUGGAGGGAGAAACACUCGGUGCUUGGACGUGGUUUCUUCGUCUGAUGCGUGUGCAUGUCACCAGGAAACAAGGGAUAUGUCUAAUAUCAGACAGACACGCCAGCAUUCUCUCAGCAGUGGGGAAUCCGUCUAACGGGUGGCAGCCACCAAACGCUUAUCAUGUGUAUUGCAUUCGCCACGUUGCCAGUAAUUUCAACAACAGGUUUCACAACACAGAGCAAAAAAUAUCAUGCAUUUCAUUAAGUUGAGACGGUGCAUCCGGUACAGGUUGAAACAUCCCGAAUUGUUGCAUAACUCGAUCCGGUUGAUGCCACUCUGAAACGUGAUAGAGUACCAUUGGCACCACAGUUCUCCAUAAAUGCAUGUUUUCUCGACAACGUUCCGGAAGCCCAUUGAGAACACGAUCAGAGUACGGCUUCCACACAAACUACAUACACAAGAAGGAUAGGAAUUUAAAUGAAAAUAAAGAUAAGCAAAGUACGACAUCCACACAAGCUACUCACGUCAUUAGAACUCAAAUCGUCUAAUUUGGUACGCCACCACUCGAUUUGCUUCUUUGCCCACUUUAUUGGUUUUUCCGGGGGAGGGUCCCUCCAUCUGUUUAAUAUAUAAAAAAUGAAUGAACCAUAA